Messenger RNA from Triticum aestivum (bread wheat), 1484 nucleotides. RefSeq names its product probable xyloglucan endotransglucosylase/hydrolase protein 27. The record is from RefSeq and is a predicted model, not a curated record. Lineage: Eukaryota; Viridiplantae; Streptophyta; Magnoliopsida; Poales; Poaceae. The transcript has a single exon. Gene Ontology annotation, cellular component: cell wall; apoplast. The coding region runs from base 263 to 1348 and encodes 361 amino acids. Gene Ontology annotation, molecular function: xyloglucan:xyloglucosyl transferase activity; hydrolase activity, hydrolyzing O-glycosyl compounds. Gene Ontology annotation, biological process: cell wall biogenesis; xyloglucan metabolic process.
GCGCGGCGCCGCCGGUGCCAUCUCCAACCUCCACCUAGCUUAUUAGGUGCUACGACCAUCUCUAACCUCCCUAUCAUUUCCUCCAUCAUGUUCCUAUCUGCAAACCAACCAAUUUAGAGUUUAGACACAUCACAUGGUAUAUAUACAAAUCCAAAUCCUUUCCACUUAACUCAUCAUUAGAGCACAAACCAGGCAGGCGGUGGAUCGAUCGAUCGGCGCCAAGAAAUCCCCAUCCUUCAAGUUCUUGGUUGAUCGAGUGAUCAUGGCGGCAGCAGCGGUGACGCUGCUAUUGCUUUUCGCCUCCUGCAUGCAUGCCGCCGUGUUCUGCGCGGCGGCCCCGUUCGAUGAGGUGCCGACGGUGACCUUCGACGAGGGCUUCGCUCCGCUCUUCGGGGAGUCCAACAUGGGUCGCUCCUCCGGCGGCGACGCCGUGAGCAUCACCUUGGACCGCAGCACCGGCUCCGGCUUCAUCUCCAAGCGCUACUACCACCACGGCCUCUUCAGCGCCGACGUCAAGCUCCCCGCGGGCCACACGGCGGGCGUCGUCGUCGCCUUCUAUCUGUCCAACGGCGACGUCUUCGAGGCCACCCACGACGAGCUGGACUUCGAGUUCCUCGGCAACCGCGCGGGCCACCGGUGGCGGAUGCAGACCAACGUGUACGGCAACGGCAGCACGGCGCGCGGCCGGGAGGAGCGGUACGUGCUGCCCUUCGACCCCACCGCCGCCAAGCACAGGUUCUCCAUCCUCUGGUCCUCCAGUUCCGUCGUCUUCUACGUCGACGGCACCCCCGUCCGCGAGGCGCAGCGCCGCCGUAGUCGCCGUCGUUUUACGGACGACGGCAUGGGUCCCGACGGCGACGACAGUGACAUGGGAGCCGACUACCCGUCCAAGCCCAUGGCGGUGUACGUGACCAUCUGGGACGGCUCCACCUGGGCCACGGAGAACGGCAAGCACACGGUGGACUACGGGCACGGGCCCUUCACCGCCGAGUUCUCGGGCCUCGUGCUCCGUGGAUGCCCCGCCGACACCGGUGCAGACAUCCGCCAGCUCCACCUCGGCGCCUCCACGCAGCGGUGCGCAACGGCGGAGUGGGAGCUGAUGACGGCGGAGUACGCGGUCAUGACGGCACGGAAGCGCGCGGACAUGCGGCGGUUCAGGCGGAGGCAGAUGGUGUACACGGUGUGCUACGACACGGACCGGUACCCGGCGGCGCUGCCGGAGUGCGAGGUGAACGCGGCGGACCGGCAGAUGUUCGAGCGGUGGGGCGAGUCCAAGGCCUCUUUCAGUUCCCGGACGACGCCGCCGCCACCGCGGCCGCUUGCCGUGUCCAUGAUGCAGGCCGACUGACUAAUCGGAUCGGACGGACCACCGGCGGCCACGUUGCUGCUGUACAGUGUUGCUUAGCUAGCUAGUGGUAAAAAAGUGAUUAUAUUUUUUUUUGAGGGGCAAAAGUGAUUAUAUAUGAUGAGCAGUUGGUUGAUGA